UACUUAGUAAUAACUUUGAAACUGUUAACGUAGCAUCCAACUAAAACAAUUUGGCAUCAACUUCAGCUUACAUGUCUAAAUAAGGUGAUAGAUAUCACAGCACUAUCCCAAAUAAAACUGACCCGGCCGGCCACUUGUAUAAGAUAUCAAAAGUAAUUCUAAGUAUUAUGACAAUGUACAAGCAAUUAUUAUUGCUCGUAGCUGCUGUUGUUUUAACAGCUACUGAUGGAGGCUUUGCUAACGAAACUGAAAAUUGGAAAGAGGUAACAGUACGGUGCCAAGAGGUUGAAUUCGUUGAAUUUCUUCUCGAAAAUAUCAAGAACGAGACACGAGUAGUUUUAGCAGAUUGUGGAAAGAAAAACUUUGUUGUAUCUUCUAACUUCAGCAUUUCAUCGAUUGACAAACUUUGCAUCUGUGGAAGACAAUUGAGUCUCUCUAGAAUACAUUGCACGAACAACACAGCAAUUAUAUUUACAGAUGUCACGAACCUCCACUUGGAAAAUGUUCACAUACAAAACUGUGGUUGGAAUGAAACGCAUAAUGGAGGAUUAAAAAUAACCAACUGUACAAAUGUCACACUAAGUGGAGUUACAAUUGAGAACAGCUGGAGAACUGGUUUGAUAAUGAUUAACGUUAGAGGCAACGUACUAAUUGAGUACAGCAAUUUCUUGAAUAAUGGCAGGCACCAAAGCAACUUAACACAGCAACUAAUGAACAGCACUUACAAUGACUUUCACGAGAGAGGAGGAGGUAUGCAAGUAAUGAUAGGCGAUGGUCAAGCAAAUGGUUUCUUUACCAUGAGGGAGUGUUACUUCUCAAACAACUUUGCCUCUCAUGGAGGUGGCCUAUUCUUAGUUAUUCACGAAGCAGCUACACAAAAUAACAUAACAAUUGAGAAAACAUUUUUCCAGAACAAUCAUUGUUACUAUGGUGGUGGCGGUGGAGGAGUGCAAAUUGGGUAUGUACAAGAGGACGAAAAUAACGACACAAUCACAAACAACAGUGUUUUUUUUAAAGAAUGUGAUUUUUCCCAAAAUACAGCCAGGUAUGGAGGAGGUACAGCAGUUUUUUCUACAUUUGGUUUACUUGAAUUCUCACAAAAUAUUUUGACUUUCAGUUCUUGCAAUUGGACAAAUAAUUCAGCGAUUCUUGGACUGGCAAUGGACAUUUCUGUAGCACCUUGGCAAACCCUCUCGUCACGGCGACACCUCCCUUCCCCUGUAUUUAUCAACUGUAUUUUCCAUGGAAACGCCAACACAUCUACUGAAAAAUCACCAUUCAUUCUUAAUACACCCAGAGGUAUCUUGGUCGUAACCAAAUUCAGAUUGAAGUUUAGACAUCUAACAGUUUUUUGUCAAAAUAUAGGCUCUGCUAUUGAAGCUACAUCAGCAACAUUGGACUUUCAACCCAAUUCAAAUGUGCAUUUCAUUGAAAACAAAGGCCUUCAAGGUGCUGCAAUGAAUUUGAAAGCAUCAACAGAUGUAAUCAUUCGUGAAAACUCGUUCCUUUUGUUUAAAAACAACACCGCCACUUACAGUGGAGGUGCUAUAUAUGUAGAAUAUUCAGAUAAGCAUUCUUUCUUCACUUCAAAACGUUGUUUCCUUAGGUAUGUUGGUGGGGAAGAGCCUAAAAAUGUCACUCUUAGGUUCGAGAAUAACUUUGCUGCAGUAGAUUCUAUGAGGCCACACUCUCAGUUAAACGAAGAAAAUAUUAGACAUCAUGGUGAUUCGAUAUUUGCUACUUCUAUUGUACCUUGCUUUGAAAAAUGCAUUCAAUCAUUACAAACUGAUGUAUCAUUGCCUAUAACUGAUACUCUCAAAUGUAUUGGACAGUUUUCGUUUGAUGAGCUUGACACUAAACGAAGACAAAUAUCCACAUCUCCACAUCAUUUUGCAGCUACGGAAACUAGUUUUGAAUACGAUAAUAUGUGCUUAGUUUAUGUCAAUAUCACAAACAAUUCGAUAAAGAGGAAUCCCAACUAUCAACCAAAAAGAUACAAUCCAUUUGAGGGGCCACUUCAUAUAAUCCCUGGAAAAUCAACAAAGAUACCACUGCGGCUAGUAGAUGAUUUAUGUGCUGAAGUUUUCUUCGUUGUACAAGUACGAGUAGUGUCAUCUGAAAUGAAAUCGCUAAUUAUUCACGCCGCUCAUUCAGUACUCACAGACAAUUCUUUAACUCUUUACGGAGAAGAAAAUGACACAGGACACAUACAACUUACAACUUUUGGAGUCCGAGCUAUCAGCGUAACAAUCAAAGUAACAAUGGACCAGUGUCCUCCCGGUUACAUACAUGACAAUUACGAUGGAUUAAGGGCAUGCCGAUGCUUAAGCAAUAUCAACAGAAUGAACUAUCGUGGGAUUGAGAGGUGUAAUGAGAGUGAAUUUAGAGCUUACGUAAAGCAUGGAUAUUGGGUAGGGUAUGUUAAGAAUCGCAGCGAAUCAAGUUUAGCUAGUGCUCUGUGUCCAAAAGGAUUUUGUAUUAAUAAUACAAAUACAACCCCACCUACAGAGCAUUUACUGCCAGCAAACAGAAAUGAGGAUAUAAGCCUGUACAUUUGCAACGCUAACAGGACAGGUAGGAUUUGUGGAUCAUGCAAGGAGUACCAUUCAGCCUACUAUCAUUCAACGUCCUUCUAUUGUGGUAGUAACGAUCUAUGCCAUCUGGGUUGGCUGUUUUAUACCCUGUCCGAGAUUAUCCCCGUUACGAUACUGUUUCUGGUAGUAAUCGUAUUUAACAUUUCUUUCACAUCAGGGCCACUAAAUGGAGUCAUAUUUUUCAUUCAAAUGAUUGACGCACUAAAAAUAAAAGCAGAGAACUUUAUUUGGUUUGACCCCUCGUUGCAUAACAUAACCUACCUAUAUAAAAGCAUUUUUCGGAUGUUCACUUUAAAUUUCUUCUCAUAUCAUCAAGAUUUGUCAUUUUGUCUCAUAAGAGAUGCUUCGGCAAUGGAUAUGUUAGCUUUUAAGUACUUCACCAUUAUUUACAGCCUGUUACUCGUUCUUGGAACCGUUUUUUUACUAAAGAUAUGUAACUUCAAGCUCCAUGGAAAAUCUCUGCCUAGCCUCAAAGGCUCCAUUAUCCAUGGUCUGUCUGGUUUUCUAGUGAUGAGCUACUCAGAAUGCACAAGAGUUUCUCUUAUGAUCCUCACCAAAUCAUAUGUUAAUGUUAUUGGGUCUGAUAAAUAUGAUGUUGUUCCUUUCUACAAUGGAGAUUAUUCGUACAUGGGACUUGAGCAUUUGAAAUAUGCCAUUCCUGCAAUUAUCUUCCUUCAAACCUUGGUAGCAAUACCUCCUCUGUUGCUACUCACCUACCCUUUGUGUUACAAGUUGUUUGCUCUGUUGAGGAUAGAGGAAUCAAAGUGUGUGCAGAUCACCUGCAAGAUCAUCCCUCUAGAAAAAACCAAACCACUUUUCGAUUCGAUACAGGGUGCUUUCAAAGAUCGCUAUCGGUUUUUUGCUGGUCUAUACUUUCUCUAUAGAUUGUGUGUGCUACUAUCUUUCACACUAUCAAAUACACUUACUACGCACUACACAGUAACUGGAGCGCUGCUGGUUUCUAUGCUUACUCUUCACGCUACAUUUUGUCCAUACAAAAAAAGGUGGCACAAUAUUUUGGAUGCCAUAUUGUUUUGCAACCUAAUUAUCAUCAACACGAUAACGCAUUACAACUACAGCCUCUUGUUUCUCAAAUUUGACUCUACUACUCUAGUAACAGUGAUGAUCAGUUUGCAAUGCGUACUAAUAUUUCUCCCAUUAGUCUACUUGAUUGCCUUUACUAUAUAUUCAAUAGUGGUGAAAACAAAGCCACUAUGCACACUCAGAUGUCACAGCUUUGCUCAACGAAACACAGAGGACGAUUCCGAUAUUAUUUUGAAUAAUUUGGAUGAGAGGGAAAAUUCAACGGAAGGCAGUGACUAUACAGCUAUGACAAUACAUUAGAACCUAGUGAUUACACCUUAUAAGAAGAAAAUGUCAAGGAAAAGAGAUCUGCUAUUGAAAAUAGAGUUUUGGGAACACAGUUUACGAACCUUGCUAAAUUUUUACACUUUGGAUAUUCACAAGUAUACAAAGAGCCGUACUUAGUGUGUGAACAAUUUUAACUACCAUUACAUAAUUAAAACAAUUUAAUACACCGCACCCAAAAUGUUUGAUAUAAUAUUUGCACUACAAACAA
Halichondria panicea is the source of this 4173-nucleotide messenger RNA. RefSeq lists its product as uncharacterized. The record is from RefSeq and is a predicted model, not a curated record. The transcript has a single exon. Lineage: Eukaryota; Metazoa; Porifera; Demospongiae; Suberitida; Halichondriidae. The coding region runs from base 168 to 3938 and encodes 1256 amino acids.